GUAUCCUUGGUUGCAAAGAAAAGCUUUAGUGCCUAAGGAAAAGUUUGCGAGGAAAGAUAAUAAGAAGUGAAAAUGACAUCUUUACGUAAUCCUUAUCCUUAUCCAUCCUACGAAAAUGAUAAUGACUUUGCUGGUCUAAGGAGUUAUAAGAAAGAAGCAUACACCCAACCAACACAUUUGGAUCAAAAACAAGAUCCUUGGAACAGAUUAAACUGUUCCGGAACGUUGUCUUCAACCAGACGUGAGGUCUACAAUUACGAUCCAAAAGCUCCAAGGGAUUCUUUGGACUUUGUCUUAAAAGCAGACUACGACCAUCAUAGAGAAUGGUUGAAAGGAAAGAAUGAAACGCUCUUUCAACCCGAGACUUUAGGACAACAAAACGGGAGAGUUUUGAAGAACAGAGUUGUUGAACAACCUCCCGCUGCAUUAGAUUUGAAUCAUCCACUAAAAUCUGCUUCAGCAGAAUUUAAAGAGAGUCCAAAUAGCAUUAAAUGCGCCAUAGAGAUUAAAGAUAAAUCAAUAAAUUUUUUCUUGAACCUCUUUUAUUUUCUAUUUAAACAGAAGGCCAUCAUUCUCAAGCAACUAAAAGAGGUUAUAAUAGAAAACCGGAUGGAGGAUUUUACAUAAAAUAGAAAGAAGUGUAAAAAGACGAUUAUUUGAGAAUGCAGAAAAUCUUUUAAAAAGAAUCGACAAAAAAAAUAAUUCUACAUUUAUUUAUAAAGCUAUGAAAGGAUUAUAAAAGAAGUAUUAACAGAUAAGAAAAUAAACAUUCAUAUAUUAGUUUUAACUAUAUGUAUAUAUAUAUAUAUAUAUAUAGUUGAUUUUUGACAUCUUCUGCAGUAUUUCUAUUUUCAUUUUAAUCAUUUAUUUUAUUCAGUAAAUGCAAAAAGUUUGGGCCAAAUGAAUAAAUAAUGAUUCAUUUAAAAAUUAAUAUGAUUUUCAGUCAUUUUUCAAUCCAAUUUUUAGCUUUCUCUCUCUCUCUCUCUCUCUCUCUCUCUCUCUCUCUCUCUUUCCGCUUCUCUCUUUUAUAGAAGAUAUAUUCUUCCCCACAACAUUAAACUCUUUCGUUUAUAAAUUUAUAUAUAAAUUAUCGAGUUGAUUGAACAUAUUGAAUAGAUUGCUACUGUAAAGGUGUGAAUUGAAUAAUUUAUUCUCCCUAUGCUACACAUGUUUAAUCAAUAUUAAGGAGAUAUCAAUUGUUUAAUUUUUUGCCAUAGUAGAUUUAUUAAUGAAUUUAUCUAGUAUAUUUUAAGGAAUAGGCCUAGUUUUAUAUUAUUGUUAUUAAUAGGUUCUAUAUUCAUUUAGUGAGCGAUUCGUUUCUAUCUAUCAUUGGUUUUAUUCUAUGAAGUAUAAAGCGUUGAUUGGGUAAUGCAACUUUUUGACUAUAUCUCCUUGGUGCCUUUGAAUCAUCUCUUGAUUCAUCAACAUCAACGAUUUCGCUAGGGGGAAUUACUAAAUUCAUUUUUGAAUACCCGUUAUAUUCAACCACUGCUCCAACAGAGUUAGUUGAAUUGAGUUUAUCAAAUUGGCUAUUUGUUCUCGAUUCCCAGUCUAGUUUUCUUUCUAUAUUUUUCAUAUUUCCGAUAGAGUUUCUUAAUUUUAUGAGGAGUAGUUCAAUCUCGGUAUAAUUAUUUUGAGAACGGGGAUUUGGCGGUUCUGUUGGAUCAACUGAAAAAUUAGAAUCCAUAUCUAUAGGAUCUCUGAUAUUAAUAUUCAUUAUUCUUUUAUAGAUAUGCUUAAAUGUUGGUUGUAAUUUGUCGGGAACUUCGUAUAAAUUAUACGAUUCUCCUAGUCGACCAUUUUCAUCAUGCAAAGAGAAUAUUAAUAGAUUAUUAACAUUAAUAUAUUUUUCCUUUAUUUUUUGGACGUCUUUCCUUUUCUUAACCUUUCUCCAAGGAAGAGCUCCGGUACUCAUUUCAAUAAGCAUAUAAAACCAACUGAUUAGAUCAUCCUGGUAAGAGAGAUACUCCUCCCUAUGGGCUCUUAGUGAAGCAUAUCUAACAGUACCCCUAAAUCCAGCACCGUUUCUUCUCUCUGGAUUAACAUAAUCGAAAUGGGGAGGAUAAGUGGAUAAAACUCUUUUCCCUGAGAGAACUUUGGUUAAUCUUCCAAAUGUAUAAGCUAAACCGAAGUCAACAAGAAAAAUUUCGCGAUUUCUUGACUUUCCAAGAACAAAAUUCGAUGGUUUUAUAUCUCUAUGAACAAAACCAAUGGCGUGAAGGGUUUUUAUCGCUUUAAAAGUCUCCAAAGCCAAAUAACUGAUUGUAUAGAUUCCAAACUUUUGAUCGGGUUCGUUUCUCCUAAGAUCAGUUAAAUUUCGACCCAUUAACUCCAUAAUUAUAUAAUAAUACGCUAUGAAUUUAUUAUGAUUAAUAGGAGUACCUCCAUGUUUCCAAUCCUUAUAAUCAUCGUCCUCUAAUUCAACACUAAACCCUUUGAGAUAGCAAAAACGAUUAAAUUCAACAUUGACAGGAAACUUGAUAUCUCCAUUACUAUAUUCUUUAUAUUUUCUUUCAAUCCUUCGAAUUAUAUCAAAUUCCCUUUUUAAAGAGGGCCUCUGUUUUUCAGUACCUUUGAUACCUUCUACUUUUAUUGCGCACAUUUGCGAUCCUUUUCUAAUUUCGUAUACUUGACCGAAACUACCUCCACCUAGUUUUCUUAAAACUUUCCAACCAUUUUCAACAAUAUCGCUCUUUCUUAGUAUACAAUCAUCAUCGUCGCCAUUAGCAUCACCGUUAAAGUUCCAUCGCCCCCCAAAGUCAUAUUUUUUCUGAUAGCAUUUACAUUUUAUGUAGCAAAGACUCUUUACAUUAUCUAUUUAAAUGAUAUUUUAUACGUGCUAUACAUUCAAUAUACUGUACAUUCAUAGUAAAAGUACCUAGAUAAUAGUCUCAAAUUUAAAACUAGGCCUAGUGUACAUUUAUAUUAAAAUCCUUAGACUAGCUCAAGUACAGUAUAUGUAUAUAAAUAUCUAUCUAUAUGAUAUAAGUGGGAAUUCUCAUUUAAACUAG
Dimorphilus gyrociliatus is the source of this 3011-nucleotide messenger RNA. The record is from the annotation of a GenBank genome assembly. NCBI's taxonomy places the organism in Eukaryota, Metazoa, Annelida, Polychaeta, Dinophilidae.